AUGGAAACCAACGGUGACUCGAUCGGAGUCAGUAAGCACCCACCGACGGAUGGGCCGGAAAUGGUGGAAGAUGACGGCACCAAGGACAACGACGUCGCAACAGAGGACACGAUAACGAACACAGAAGCAAACGAGUCGGAACCGUUGGAGGAGAUCAAGGAAACAGCGACUCAGCCCAUCCAUGAGUCGACGGAUGAAGACAAACCAUUAGACACUGCGCCGGAUGUUGUGGCUGAAGAGAUGGCCGAAGAGCGUCGUAGUCGUAGUGGCAGCCGUAACAAAAGCCAAUCUCCUGCACCGCCCCGCAGCCGUAGCGGAUCCCGGGCCAGCAGUACCGGGUCACAAGGAGACCAGCAGCCGGAACGUCGUAGUCGUAGCGGAUCGGUCGCAAGCGAGACCGGUUCGCGGAAAAGCCGCAGCGCCUCUCGUCAGAGCCGCCGUUCAGGUAGCGCCAGACGCAGCCGAAGCCGCUCUGGUAGCCGUGUUUCCUCGCACAGUAACGGAAGCCAUCGACAAGCACGUUCUCGGUCUCGUUCCCGAUCCCAGUCACGGUCCCGUUCUCGAUCCCGUUCUCGGUCCCGCUCCCGUUCUCGUUCCCGCUCCCGUUCUCGUUCCCCCUCCCGGUCUCGUUCACGUUCCGGAUCGGGUUCGCGCUCCCGGUCACGUUCCGGGUCCGGUUCCCGACACUCACGAUCCCGAUCUCGAUCCCAUUCACGUUCACGAUCCCGUUCCGGAUCUGGUUCGCGAUCCCGUUCCGGUUCACGAUCGCGUUCCUGUUCGCCUUCCCGCUCGCUGUCCCGUGCCCGCUCUCGUAGCAGCUCGCUAACGACCACGGUAUCGAACACGACGAAAUCCAAGUCUAGAAGCCGCAGCAACAGCCGCAGUGUAAGUCGUAGCCGUAGCCGUAGUCACAGUCGGAGUCGGAGUCAUAGCCGGAGCCGUAGUCGUAGCCGCUCGUGGCGGUCGGUUUCACGCACUCGUAGCCCAUCUAUGGCUGAGGCACAGCAGACGGAGGGCGCAACAAGCACUUCACUCGGGGCCAAACACAUAAAGCCACCGAAGCGCACUUCGCUAACGGAUGAUGACGACGAAACCGAGGCGGAUGCUGGAACUGAACAGGAUCAAGAUAAUGCGGGUGAGGCAGCAGAGGGCGCAGGUCCUACCGGUGGGGAAAGAAAGGAUAUUAUAGACUCCGACGAUGAUGGCUCUGAGAGAGGCCAGUUCAUGUCGGACUUCGACAUCAUGCUGGCGCGCAAGAAGGAGGAAAAAUCGCGCCGUCGCAAACGCAACGAUAUCGAUCUGAUCAACGACAACGACGAUCUGAUCGCUCAGCUGCUGCAGCAGAUGCGCGGUGCGGCCGAGCAGGAUCGCCAGCUCAACCAGGAUGGGAAACCGGCCACGAAAAAGAUCGCCAUUCUGAAGCACGUGAUGUCGCAGCUGAUCAAGAAGGAUCUGCAGCUGGCGUUUCUCGAGCACAACGUGCUAAACGUGCUGACUGAUUGGAUCGCACCGCUGCCAAAUAAGGCGCUGCCUUGUUUGCAAAUUCGCGACAGCAUCCUGAAGCUGCUGUCGGAUUUUCCCACGAUCGAUAAGUCCUACCUGAAGCAGUCCGGGAUGGGCAAAGCGGUGAUGUAUCUUUACAAGCACCCAAACGAGACGAAAGCUAACCGCGACCGGGCCGGGCGGUUGAUAAACGAGUGGUCACGUCCUAUAUUUAACCUCAGCACCGAUUUCAAGGCGAUGACCCGCGAGGAACGCCAACAGCGCGAUCUGCUGCAGAUGCCCCGGAAGCGCAAAUCCUCACCGGAAUCGGCCACGUCGGCAAGCAAAAACCAAAAGGGACUGCCGUUCACCGAGGCAGAUAAGGGAGCGUUACGGCCGGGUGACAAGGGCUGGAUUCAGCGGGCUCGCGUACCGAUGCCGUCCGAUAAGGAGUACAUCGUGCGACCGAAGUCUAAGGUCGAAACCGACAUGACCAGUAUUCCCAAGAAGAAGCUGAACCGCUACGAGAAGCAUCUGAAGAAAUUCAUCGACCAGAAGAGACUGAACUCAACGCGCCGCGCUGUAGACAUUUCCAUCGAAGGGCGCAAAAUGGCCCUUUAAAUACCACGGGUUUCGGAGUGUGUCUCUCAUCCUCCACAUCCUUCUGUUUUAUUUAACCUUAUCACGGUGGACAGCAUUGGACCAACCCGUUUCGGGGACAUCCUUGCGUACGUCUACAGCUCAUUUACGUUGAAUUGGACUUUAUUGGGCGCACAGAAGCAAAAGAGAGGCGUACCUUAUUCAUAUCAUUACUCUACCGGGGAUGGUACCGGGAUCGAACGUUGGUUAACUUACACACUCUUCAUUCCGCUAACUUUGCUCACUGAAUUUCUAAAUGGACCACUGGUCCAUUUUUACAAAUUUUUGCCGCAACUUUUCUAAACGCGCGCCAUCAGUAAUGUCCCAAAACAUCACAGACAUUGACUCUUUAAUGCCAACCUUCGACCCGCGCUAUCCACGUCCUUUUCUUUCAUUUAUUAUCCACUUAUUAAAAACGACAUAAAAACAGAUUCAAUCGAAUGUAUAACAAUAUCAUGAGUAAUUGUUUUUUCUUCACCACUCUUAUUAACGGUUCCGCUUGCUAUGAUUUGGAGAGACAAUAAAAAGUAUGUACCAACUGUUGUACA
Messenger RNA from Anopheles nili, 2669 nucleotides. RefSeq names its product IWS1-like protein. Gene Ontology annotation, cellular component: nucleus. The record is from RefSeq and is a predicted model, not a curated record. NCBI's taxonomy places the organism in Eukaryota, Metazoa, Arthropoda, Insecta, Diptera, Culicidae. Gene Ontology annotation, biological process: poly(A)+ mRNA export from nucleus. The coding region runs from base 1 to 2103 and encodes 700 amino acids. The transcript has 5 exons.